AUGCCGAGAAAAGGUAGAAAAAGAUUAACACAACCAAAAGGCACCAAUUUAAGAGGUCAAUCCACACGUCGUAAAAUUGAAGCUGCUCACUUGCAGUUACCUGAGAAUAACAUUUCUGUUAACGUUAACUCAGAACCAUCUGCAAUUACUAAUAAUCCCUCACCUCAGAAAAAAAUUCGAAUUUUGCAAAAUAUUUGUAUUAAACCUCCCAAAAAACAUUUAACAACUAAUGUUGAGAAAGGUAAAACUAGAGUUUCCUAUUACUCUACGAAACCCUCUGAGGGCGAGGAAGUAAAUAAAUCCCAAAAGUAUACCGCUUCCAAAAUAGAAGAUGGUUCUGUAAAAGACGUUUUAGAAUCUAGACCUUCUACUUCAAAAGGAAUAGUAACCUCAGAUGAUUCUGAUGAUUCUGAAAAUGAGGUGGCCGAAAUAAUAACCGUAAAAGCUAUAGUGCACAAUACCUAUGACGAAAACAACGAAGGCCACGAGAAAGUGCCUGUCAACAUUUCUUUAAAUAAACCACCUCGAGCCGCUCAAGCGAAAUCAGAAGUUUGGAAUUUAAUUCAAGUAGACACUAUAGAAAUAUUGAACGAGGACGAUAGCGAAAUGCUUCCUCCGUUCACACAUUCUCAGAUGGAAGCCAUUGAGGCAACUCUUGCCAACAUCGAACGCAAUGAUCCUGAGAAUAUUGACCAAAUCAAUCGUGCAACAACACGGGAGGAAAUUGAACGAGAAAUAAACAGAUUACGUAACGUAGGUAACCACAUACCUACAUACCUCAUGGCGAGCGAACGUGUCUUGAGACGUGGAGUUUCGUACUUGGGUCCUCUCAAUAGGUUGUGCGAAUACUGUUUUGCUCUCUAUUUUCCAACAGAAAUUACAAAACAUCCUUUACCAGUUUUACCCAAUUUGCUUAAACAGCUUUUCCAAGGUACCCAUCCUCUAUCUAAUCAUUUUAAAAGGUUUGUACUUUUAUACAAUCAUGCCUUUCAAUUUGUGUCCUUGGAAGCUAAUUUAAGAGAUUUACCCUUAGGUAGGGCACCGCCAGUAUACGCGAUUCAAGGUAAAAUGUACCAUCACAUAUCCGAUGUAAAUGUCAACCAACCGACUAUCGACAGACUUCGAGCAGAGGCGAUUAGAAACAAUAUAGAGCCGCUGCCCCUGGAAAUGCCCACAGUCACUCUAGAACUAUUAAGUGUACGCGGAGCUAACAGACGUCAGUAUGACUUACCAGUGGUGGAAGAAGUUGCCGCCAUUUACAAUAUAUUACCGGACACUCCCGCAACACCCAAUAUGCGUAUAUACGUACGUAAUCAACCGGGCAGAUUCCAAAAUGUCAGCGAAGAAAACGAACUGCUCGAUCCCCUGGUAUUUCCCCUUCUGUUCCCUCACGGAGAACCCGGUUGGCACAUAGGCAUCCCUCAUAGAAAUAAUGCACGCAAUGUAACUCUCUGCGAAUACUUUGCCUAUCGCUUAGCCAUCAGGGACAACGAACAACGAUUCCACUAUGGGGGCAAAUUAACUCAACAAUUUGCUGUAGCUUCCUACAUUAAAAUAGAAAAUAACCGCCUAAAAUAUAUAUUAGCCAAUCAAGAACGGCUAAGAGCGGCUGAAUAUGUAGGACUGGCAGAUUACCUUCACCGCACAAUACAAAAUAAUGACGAGGAAAACGAAGGCGCGACACUAGGAAGGAUGAUCAUUUUGCCUUCUACUUUUGUCGGCUCUCCUCGGCACCAACAACAAUUAUUUCAAGAUGCCAUGGCAGUAGUAGGUCGCUAUGGUACACCCAGUAUAUUCCUCACCAUGACCACAAAUACUCAUUGGAGGGAAAUUGUAGACAAUAUUCCUAGAGGUCAUUUAACUAACGACCACCCCUCUCUAAUAGACAGAGUAUUUCAGGACAAAGUAGACGAACUCAUGGAAGACAUGCUUAAAUCUCAAGUGUUCGGUAUACCGAUUGCCAAUCUCUAUGUCAUUGAGUUCCAAAAGAGAGGGCUACCCCACUGUCAUAACUUACUGAUCCUAAGAAAUGAGGACAGAUUAACCGAUAUUUUAAAAAUAGACGCAAUGAUUAGUGCAGAAAUACCCGAUUCACAAACAGAACCUGAACUAUUCCAAAUAGUAACUUCCUGCAUGGUGCAUGGACCGUGUGGUGAAUUAAACCCUCAGUCUGUUUGUAUGGUCAAUGGAGUAUGCUCUAAAAAAUAUCCUAAAUCAUUCUGCGAAAAAACUACUGUAUCACAAAGAGGGCAGAUUGAGUACAAAAGGCCGAAUAACGGUAGAACUAUAACGGUAAGAGCAAAUAACAGAAAUUGUGUUUUAGACAACCGUUGGAUUGUACCGUAUAACCCAUACGCCCUACUAAAAUACAACUGCCAUAUCAAUGUAGAAGCAUGCGCCAGCGUGCACAGUGUUAAAUAUCUGUACAAGUACUUUUUCAAAGGAGCAGACAUGGCACUCCUAAGAGUCAACAUAGAUAAUACAAACGAGUACAAUGAAGUAGAAAACUUCCUCAAUGGCAGAUAUAUGAGUCCAACGGAAGCCUGUUGGCACAUUAAUAAAUUUCCCAUGCACAAACAUUCUCAUACCGUAUAUCGACUAUGCGUACACCUCCCAGAGAGGCAAAUGGUUAGAUUCCAACCAGGAUUGGAAAUACAAGCCAUGCAACGCAACGAAGUCACACAAUUAACAGCUUGGUUUAUACUUAACCAAAAUGAUGCCGAAGCUCGGCAAUAUCGAUAUAUAGAUAUUCCUUACCAUUAUACAUGGGAAACACGCACCAAACGUUGGAAACGUAGACAGAGAGGUGCAGAUAAAAUCGUGGUACGAAUGUACUCAGUAAGCGUAAGGAACCAAGAACUGUACUACUUACGUUUAUUAUUGUUACAUGUUCAGGGACCACGUUCCUACGAGGACUUACGCACAGUAAACAACGUACUUUAUGGUACUUUCAAAGAAGCUUGCCAAAACCGCAACUUACUAGCCGACGAUACAGAAUGGAAAAGAGCCCUAAGAGAAGCUUGCGCAAGAGAUAUGCCUCAACAACUGAGAAAUAUGUUUGCCUUCAUGCUAAUCUUUUGCGAAAUUUCGGAUACGCGAGCGCUUUGGGAAGAAUUCAAAGCCCAUUUUAUGGAAGAUUUUCAGCGCCACGGCUUAUCCGACGACGAAGGGCUUCAAAGAACCUUACGAUCCAUUCAAACCGUAUUAUUGUUGAACGGAACAAGGCUAGCACUCUUCGGUUUGCCAGAACCGGAAGAGAUAAGAAUAGAAGUCGAUCCCAUUAACGUAGAAAUAGAACGACUAGAAGGUCAAGAAAUGUACGACAAUCUUAACCAAGAACAAAGAAUAGUAUGCGAAGCGAUAAUGGCUGCCAUUCGUGACCCCAACGAGGCCCGUCGACUUUUCUUAGUCGAUGCUCCAGCCGGAUCAGGCAAGUCGUACCUAUUUCAAACCAUUAUCACAAAACUGCGCGGUGAAGGGUUGCCCGUCCUGGUAACCUCUCCAACCGGCAUCGCCGCAUCGCUACUAAAAGGAGGUCGUACUCUUCACUCCACAUUCAAAUUACCUUUCGACAUUAACGAAACGACAACAAGUGGCGUAACUCCACGUUCAGCGGAAGGUCGCUACCUAGCAACAGCUCCCCUCCUAAUAAUAGACGAAAUAUCGAUGAUCACGAACCUUAUAUUCAAUAUUAUCGAACGAGCCUUAAGAGACAUCUGCAACGAUAAUAGGCCUUUCGGUAACAAGGUAGUGCUAUUAGGAGGAGACUUUAGACAAACACUGCCAGUCGUUGUCGGAGGAAAUAGAUGCACCAUUGUAAACGCCUGCAUAAAAAGCAGUCGGCAUUGGCCUCUGUUUUUAAACUAUAUGUUACGCACCAACAUAAGGGCCGAAGAAGAUGAAGAGUUCUCCAGAUGGCUCCUAGACUUAGGCAAUGGGACCUUAGAGCCACUGAGACGAACACCAUAUGGUAAUAUAAUACAAAUUCCCCAUGAAUGCUAUGUUAACAGAAUAGAGGACAUUAUAGAGUUUUGCUUUGACGACGUAGAUCCUACGGUAGCUACCCUGAAGGCAAUUUUAGUACCUACUAACAAUUCCAGUCAUAGCAUUAACCAAACAAUUUUAAAUAAAAUACCAGGGGAAAGUAAAACUUACUUCAGCGCUGACAGCGUCGAUAUCACUAACGAUCCAGCAGCCGAAGUAGCCAAUUACACGGUAGAAUUUCUGAAUUCCCUUACCCCCAACGGAAUGCCACCGCACAAAUUAGUCCUAAAAGAAGGUGCUAUAGUAAUGCUUCUACGCAAUCUAAAUCUUAAAAAAGGACUGUGCAAUGGUACGAGACUUAUUGUGCGAGUACUAGGAGAUCAGUACCUAGAUGUAGAAAAAAUAAACAGUGUAGGCAGGCCUACUGGCGAAAGGGUAUUCAUUCCUCGAAUAGAUUUAAAGUCAGCGGUUGACGUUCUACCUUUUAAACUUAAGAGACGACAAUUUCCGCUUUGCUUUGCACAAGGGCAAACAUUCCAAAAAGUGGGGAUAUAUCUGGAUGAACCUGUCUUCUCGCACGGACAGCUGUAUGUCGCUUUCUCUAGGGUUAGAGAUCUACAAGAUAUUCAGAUAUGUAUAAAGGAAUCCUCGCAACAAGUUGGCGACUUUAACGCUCAUAAUUCUCUGUGGGGGUCUGGUCAUACGGAUCGACGAGGUCGUAUGUUAGAGGAUAUAAUAAAUGACAAUGAUUUGGUUUUGUUAAACACCGGGGAAAAUACUUACUUCAAUGCUAGAUCUAAUGCUUUUUCAGCCAUAGACUUAACUUUCUGCUCACCACAAAUAGCUAAUUCAUUUCAAUGGGAAACUUUAUCUUCUCUUCCCUCAGAUCACUUCCCCGUGUCGAUUUCUUUCUCAGAAAAAAUAAUUGCAAACGGUUCAUUCCCUAAAUGGCAAUUAGAACGUGCCAAUUGGACUAAAUUUUCAAAGUAUGUCGAAAAGAUGAAAGAUUUUCAAGAUACAGACAUUUCAGUUGCAUCCUUAACAUCGAUAAUUAAUAAUGCUGCCACUGAAAGUAUUCCCAGAUCAAAUGGAAGUUGUCACAGGCCUUCAGUUCCCUGGUGGAAUGCAGAAGUUGCCAAAGCUAUUAAAAAUAAAAAACGUGCUUUAAACAGAUUCAGGAAAAUUCCUACAGUUGAAAACAAAAUUAUAUUUAAAAAAGAAAGGGCUAAAGCACGUCGAAUUAUUUUAAAAAGUAAACGCGAUUCUUGGUCGAAUUAUAUAUCAUCUAUAAACAUAAACACCACUUCUUCUGAGGUGUGGAAAAAGAUUCGAGCAAUAAGAGGUAAGAAAUUCCCGAGUCCAUCACCAACUUUAAUUAUUAAAGGUCAAUUAGUAACAGACCCGAGAGAAGUGGUAAAUUCUUUUGCGGAUUACUUCAGAGAUGUAAGUAGUAGUCAAAAUUAUAGUAGCAAUUUCUUAAUACAUAAGGAGAUUUGCGAAGCUCCACUGACUUUCAAUGAAACUACAACGUUACAUUAUAACAAAUCUUUUGACAUAUCAGAAUUAGAACACGUGCUUGAAGAGACAAAACAUUCCGCUCCGGGCGCUGACUUCAUUCCAUACGAAAUGAUUCGCCAUUUGCCAAAAACAUGCAAAGAAAUAUUAUUGUCACUCUAUAACAAAAUAUGGAUGGAUGGUGUUUAUCCUGUGGAAUGGAAAGAAGAAAUAGUAAUUCCAUUACUAAAACAAGGAAAAGAUCCUAAACUUCCCAACAGUUAUCGACCAAUCUCCCUUACCUGUUAUAUGGGCAAAGUGUUGGAAAAAUUGGUAAGUAAUAGGUUGAUAUGGUACCUAGAGGAAAAUAAGCUUCUUUCGGAGGCCCAGAUGGGCUUCUGA
This is a messenger RNA of Anoplophora glabripennis (Asian longhorned beetle), 5880 nucleotides long. RefSeq lists its product as uncharacterized. Gene Ontology annotation, biological process: DNA repair; telomere maintenance. Gene Ontology annotation, molecular function: DNA helicase activity. The coding region runs from base 1 to 5880 and encodes 1959 amino acids. The transcript has 6 exons. The record is from RefSeq and is a predicted model, not a curated record. NCBI's taxonomy places the organism in Eukaryota, Metazoa, Arthropoda, Insecta, Coleoptera, Cerambycidae.